Messenger RNA from Schistosoma turkestanicum, 2085 nucleotides. The record is from the annotation of a GenBank genome assembly. NCBI's taxonomy places the organism in Eukaryota, Metazoa, Platyhelminthes, Trematoda, Strigeidida, Schistosomatidae.
AUGUGCAUUGCAGGAGAUCAUGAUACUCCUUUUAUUUCUCUGUAUCCGUCUUUACUCGAUCGAAAAAAAUCAAACUUUAAUUCUAGUCAUAAUUUGUUUUCAAAUAGUUAUACAGAACAAAAUCCUUUACCCAACAGUGCCUUAUUUCCAAGUAUUUGCUCAUCGUCAUAUAAGUUUACUGCAACCGAACGUUCGGGAAUUCUGAUAAUUCUGUUUUUAUUGUUGGGUGAUAUAUUCUGUGCAACAGCCAGGUUCUCACACGUGUCUGACAAAUCUCAAAUAGUUGCUGGAGACAAAAAUAGUGAACUUGUAUUCAUAAAUUCUCCUGAUUCAUCCCCAGCAUUCAAGCCAACAAGAUUUACUCGACAAACAAACAAACCGUUUGGUAAGGUGAAUAGUCGUAAGACCGAUAUAAAAAUGUACUUGAACAAAGCACGAAGACAUUUGUUACCGGAGGGACAAAUGGAAAUAAAGUUUUUGAGUCCAGAACUUGUUGAAUUUAUUUGCCACCGGCUUCCUGAUCCAUGUGCUCGCGCUGCUUAUCUUCGUCAUCAUGUCAGACACGAAUUGUGCUUUCGUUUGCCUUUAUUGUAUCUUCUUCCAUAUACUGACUCUCGUUUGGAUAAACCAUACAUGUCGGAAUACAAACCUGGAACUUGUAAAAAAGGUCUAUCUCAUCUUACAUAUUUACCUUCGGACAGCAUUUUUGAACAGUUUCUGAAUCCGGUUCAUGUAUGUGAACACAGUCUACUUUCGCUAAAAAAGAUAAUGGAUGAUAAAUUAACUUCACAUUUUGGAGUAUUUGAUGAUCUACUAGAAAAGUCAUUUUGUGUUAAAUCAUUUGAUUCACGUCCCAACGUAACAGGAGAAUGCCAAUGUCAGGAGUGUCAAGAAGCUUAUAGAAGUUGGUUUUGUGCAACAGAAUUCCCAUUGUAUUAUCCACUUGAUGAUUCAGAUUCAAUUAUAUCUUCACAUUCAAAAUCUCCGGCUUCUGGUAUUAUUGAUGUUGAAGUUAAUCAACUUCACGUUCCUGCGAAAAUUUCAAAUCUACCGCCUAGUUCCAAAUUACGUCUCCCUCAAAAGAGUAAUUAUUUUCUAAAUAGCUCGUCAGUGCCACAAUCAUUUGAUCUAUCUGCUGUAGAAUCUAUAUCAGAACGCAGGAAUAUGUAUCGAAAAUCUAAUCCUACAGAAUUCCAGGUAGAUUCUCAAUCACUGUUUCGACUGGAGAUUGUAAAACCCUGUAUUUCAUGGUGUACUCAGGUUGAGACUGUUUGUCCAUAUUUAAACCCCUCUGAUCCUACCUCAAAUGGUGGUGAACCUGCAUUUUUGUGUGAUGAAAGUCAUUAUCAUCACAGUUCAAGAUAUCAAGCUAUUAAUUGGGAUAUGCAUACUUGUGAAUCUGAGUGUUGUUUUGGUAUAUCAGAUUCAAUUCUCCAUUCUAUAUCCAUUCCUGAUAAGAAACUAUAUUCUAUUCAAACUGAUAUUCUCUCAUCAUAUUCAUCUGAUUUUGACAAAUCUAAUAAUACUGUCGCAUGCAAUCAUUUACGUGAUCGUUGUGUUCAUCAAUUUUUGUCUGUGGAUCAUUCAACAUUAAUAACAGAAUUACCUUCUGUUGUUGUCAAUCCAAUGUCAUCAAUAUAUUUCAAUGAUAACAUUGUCAAUCAAUUGAAUAGAAAUAAUUCCACAAAUCUCUAUGAUUAUCAUUCAUCACCUCAUUCAUUAUCUUCUAGUUUGCAUAAAAUAGAUAACAUUUCUUUCAAAAUCAUACUUUUAAUAUCGUUCAGUUUUCAUUUUUUCAUUUGGCUGCAUAAUAUUCAAGUUUUAUUAUUUCAAAAUUUCACUUCGAUUUUUGUCUUAUUGCAUUAUCACUGUACGACAAUGACUAUUACAAAUAAUCCUCCAACAUAUAAUACCAAUAAUAAUAAUAAUAAUAAUAAUCGUAAUAAUACUGAUGAAAAUAUUCAUUAUGUAUCGAAUUCCCCGAGUCAACAACAAUUGAAUCAUUCACCAACUUCUGUAAUAUCACAUUCAUCAUUUUGUUUGUCUUAUUAUUCAAAAUAUGCAACUCAAUGUCGAACAUCUUAG